AGUAUAACAUAGGGAUAAUGAUGAAUAAAGGCAAUAUUUGCACUAAAAAAUUGUAUUGCGUAGGAUGGGAUUAGGUUUUUUCCACUUCCAAGCUUUGUUUCUCUUAAGUGCUCCACUACUAAAUUUCACCCCUUUCAGAAUUUUAAGUGUCUCAGCCACCACCUUUAGGAAUUUCACAGACAGGCUUGCCCUGCUUGACUUCAAGUCCAAGAUAAUCCAUGAUCCUCAAAACAUCUUUGGUUCAUGGAACGAUUCUCUCCAUUUUUGCCGGUGGCAGGGCGUUAGGUGCGGCUGCAGACAUGAGAGAGUUACUGUCUUAAAGUUAGACUCCAGUGGCUUGGUGGGUUCUAUAUCACCUGCUUUGGGAAAUCUCAGCUUCUUAUGGGGACUUGAUCUGUCAAACAAUACCCUCCAAGGUAAAAUCCCCGAUGGACUUGGUAGACUCUUCAGGCUGCAGAUUCUUGUCUUAAGCAAUAAUUCUUUUGUUGGGGAGAUACCUGGCAACCUGUCACACUGCUCUAAGCUCGACUAUCUUGGUUUGGCUUCAAAUAACCUUGUGGGAAAAAUUCCUGCAGAGCUUGUGUCUUUGUCGAAGUUAGAGAAACUCGUUAUUCACAAGAACAAUUUGUCAGGAGCAAUACCUCCUUUCAUUGGGAACCUUACCUCUCUUAACAGCAUAUCAGCAGCUGCUAAUAAUUUUCAAGGAAGGAUUCCAGACACCUUGGGUCAACUAAAGAACUUGGAAUCUCUUGGACUCGGUACAAAUUUUCUUUCAGGUACCAUCCCACUACCCUUGUAUAAUUUGUCUACCCUCAGCAUUUUGUCCUUGUCUGAAAAUCAACUUCAAGGAUAUCUUCCAUCAGAUAUAGGCCUCUCUUUGCCAAACCUACAAUAUAUCCAAAUUCGAGCAAACCAAUUUUCUGGAUCAAUUCCACUGUCCAUAUCCAAUUCUUCAAAUCUGCAAGUUUUGGAAGCAGGAGAUAACAGCUUCUCUGGAAAAUUGUCAGUAAAUUUUGGAGGCCUAAAGCAUCUGGCUGUAGUUUCAUUGAGCUUCAACAAGAUGGGAAGUGGGGAGCCUGGUGAAUUAAGUUUUCUCGAUUCUCUGAUCAAUUGCCCCAGUUUGUAUGCAAUUGAUCUAGUUCGUAACCAUUUUGAAGGGAUGUUGCCUAAUUCUUUAGGCAAUCUGUCAACUGGGCUCACCUUUCUAGGCUUGGGACAAAAUCAACUAUUUGGAGGCAUCCAUUCUGGGAUAGGUAAUCUUAUCAACUUAAACACCCUAGGUUUGGAAUUUAAUCAGCUUAGUGGUCCUAUACCUCUUGAGAUUGGUAAACUUAGGAUGUUGCAACGAUUUUCUCUAUCUUACAACAGGCUCUCAGGUCAUAUCCCUUCCUCCAUAGGAAACUUAACUUUGUUGCUUGAAUUUGACUUGCAAAGAAAUCAAUUGCAGGGAACCAUACCUUCAAGUAUUGGCAAUUGUCAAAAGUUGUUGCUGUUACAUCUUUCUAGAAAUAAUCUUAGUGGCAAUGCUCCUAAAGAACUUUUCGCUAUUUCAUCCCUAUCGAUUUCACUAGACCUCUCUCAAAACUAUUUUAAUGGAUCCUUACCUUCAGAAAUUGGUAGUCUGAAAAGCUUAGCGAAACUGAAUGUUUCUUAUAAUGAGUUUUCUGGGGAAAUUCCAAGUACACUUGCUAGCUGCACAAGCCUCGAAUAUCUAUACAUGCAGCACAACUUCUUUCAAGGAUCCAUUCCAUCAUCUUUUAGUACAUUAAGAGGUAUUCAAAAGCUUGAUCUGUCUCACAAUAAUCUGUCUGGCCAAAUACCAAAGUUCUUGGAUACCUUUGCCUUGUUGAAAUUGAACUUAUCGUUCAAUGAUUUCGAAGGUGAGGUUCCAACAAAAGGAGCUUUUGGAAAUGCUACUGCUAUAUUAGUUGAUGGAAAUAAGAAGCUUUGUGGAGGCAUAUCUGAACUUAAGUUGCCUAAAUGUAACUUCAAAAAGUCCAAGAAAUGGAAAAUACCUCUUUGGCUCAUAUUGCUAUUAACAAUAGCAUGUGGUUUUCUUGGGGUAGCUGUUGUGUCAUUUGUUCUGCUUUACCUGUCGAGAAGGAAAAGAAAAGAGCAAUCUUCGGAAUUGUCAUUGAAGGAACCACUGCCAAAAGUUUCUUACGAAAUGCUUCUUAAGGCAACUAAUGGGUUCUCUUCAGAUAACUUAAUUGGUGAGGGUGGCUUUGUUUCUGUGUACAGAGGAAUCCUUGAUCAAGACGAUACAGUGGUUGCAAUAAAAGUUCUAAAUCUUCAAACUCGAGGAGCUUCCAAGAGUUUCGUGGCUGAGUGCGAAGCAUUGAGAAAUGUACGCCACCGGAACCUACUAAAGAUCAUCACUUCUUGCUCAAGUGUUGAUUUUCAAGGAAAUGAAUUUAAAGCUCUAGUUUAUGAGUUUAUGCCCAAUGGAAGUCUCGAGAUGUGGUUGCAUCGAAAUUCAGAAAUAGAUAGUCAUCAGGAUGAACCUCGACGUCUGGAUCUUCUCCAGAGGAUUGACAUUGCCAUUGACGUGGCUUCUGCACUUGAUUAUCUUCAUAACCACUCCCACAUGCCCAUCAUUCAUUGUGAUCUGAAGCCAAGCAACACUCUUCUCGACAGCAACAUGACUGCCCAUGUUGGAGAUUUUGGUCUUGCAAGACUUAGUCCAGAACUCACAAACUUCAAUCAGAGCAGCUCUGUUGGAUUAAAGGGAACCAUAGGAUAUGCUCCUCCUGAGUAUGGCCUUGGAAGUCAAGUUUCAAUUUACGGAGAUAUUUACAGUUACGGGAUCUUACUGUUGGAAAUGAUCACAGCGAAGAGGCCUACUGACUACAUGUUUGAGGGAACUCUUAACCUUCAUGGAUUUGCAAGAAUGGCUUUGCCUGAACAGGUCUUGAAUAUUGUGGAUCCAUCACUUCUAUCUUCUGGGAAUGUCGAGGCUGGCAGGAUGAGCAAUAUUAGUCUGGAAAAUCCAACAAGUAGCAGCAAUGAAAUUGGAACUCUUGUGGAAUGUGUGACUCCCUUAAUCGAGAUUGGACUAUCAUGUUCCAGGGAGUUGCCUCAAGAUCGUUUAGAAAUCAGUCAUGCCAUCACUGAAUUAUGUUCCAUCAGGAAAAUUCUUCAGUGAAUGCUCUGUUUUUUGUAGAAAUAUUGUUGCACGUGAUUUACAAUGUCGCUAGUCAAUUUUCAAAGAGGGCAAUAGCAGUGUAAACCAUGAAGUACGUCCAUGUCACUAAGAGGGUCAAGCCAUAAAAGGCCACCACAGAAUAUGAACAUAAGAACAAAACCAAGACCUAGAGGAACCAGAAUCAAGUGUGCAAUCAUCCUUCAUCUCAUGCUCAAGAUUUUUCCUCC
This is a messenger RNA of Populus euphratica (Euphrates poplar), 3372 nucleotides long. Its product is annotated as probable LRR receptor-like serine/threonine-protein kinase At3g47570. The record is from RefSeq and is a predicted model, not a curated record. Lineage: Eukaryota; Viridiplantae; Streptophyta; Magnoliopsida; Malpighiales; Salicaceae. Gene Ontology annotation, biological process: protein phosphorylation. The coding region runs from base 65 to 3145 and encodes 1026 amino acids. Gene Ontology annotation, molecular function: ATP binding; protein binding; protein kinase activity. The transcript is spliced from 3 exons.